UCUGCUUCCACAUGCGGAAAUCGCGCGCUCGAAGCAAAAUUGUCGCACAAGCUCGAGACGGCCUGAUGGCUGAACGGCUAGGGUGUACGUACGUGCGCGCUUGCCCCGCUUUUCUCGACCGCGCGCAUGCGGUGUCUCGCGGCAACGAUUCCAUCCUCAUCAAGUUGACAUGUCUCGCUGGACGAUGCUCGAGACUUGUACCUCCAGAUCUGAAGUAGACUCUUGACUCACACUACUCGACUGUACAGCUCACAGAUUCGACUCAAAGUCACUACUUGCUUCACGACGAUCUCUGCGUCAUCUCGCAGCUCCCAGAGGCGGCGCGGAGCGUCAGUCGUGAUGGAGAUCGUCGUAAUCACAAUCACGAAUCGCGAAUGUCGUCGUAUUUGCUCAUCACCUCGUGAUCUCCACUUUGCGCUGCGUCCUGAAAACCUAUGUCUACGAAGAGUUGAUCGCCCGCCCUCAAGCUGCUGGCGCUCCUCUGGGGAUCUCAAUCCGAAUUGCGAACGUCACAAGUAUUUUGACUUCACCUGGCAUCGGACAACCCCCGUAUCGUCAGUCGUGAAGUGCGUGUGUCGAGUCGGACUCACUCAAGACUGCUGCUUGCGUAUGCACACAGACAGCCUGCUGGAGAGCAGGCGGAUAUACUCUUCUGGUUGCAGCUACAUAGGUGUAAAUGCGCGCACGGCUUCUCACGCUAGACUAGGUGUCGCAUGGCGAGGACAUCAAUUACGCGGGACCUCGCAUCGAUUUCUGUCCGUGGGCUCCUGUCUGGCCACACGCCAAAGGUCCCCUCUCGAUCACGUUGCUGAUGAUCGACGAGGAUCCGAUCAAGCAGGGUCAGUCCACGGCGUCCACUUGGGAGUGAUCACGACUACUCUUGGAUCUCAUGGCCCCCCCACUCUCUUGUGUGUUGAACGCCCUGAAAGAGAGAGUCUGCCGACCCACAACACGCGCUAUUUGCAACGUCCAGACACGGGCCUCGCUUCUUGCCAUUUGCUCUGAACGUAUUUGGCUGUAGAAGGCCUUCGCUGUCGGUCGACAGUGUCAGUCUUCGAUGCAAGAUACCGCCGAUGGGCACCUUUGGCGGGAGCACGCGC
Molecule: messenger RNA, 1100 nt
Organism: Ceraceosorus guamensis
Lineage: Eukaryota; Fungi; Basidiomycota; Exobasidiomycetes; Ceraceosorales; Ceraceosoraceae
Exons: 1
Coding region: 340-1005 (221 amino acids)
Source: RefSeq, a predicted model, not a curated record